This is a messenger RNA of Coregonus clupeaformis (lake whitefish), 4182 nucleotides long. It is a transcript of the gene atxn7l1, whose product is annotated as ataxin 7-like 1. NCBI's taxonomy places the organism in Eukaryota, Metazoa, Chordata, Actinopteri, Salmoniformes, Salmonidae. The coding region runs from base 185 to 2326 and encodes 713 amino acids. The transcript has 12 exons. The record is from RefSeq and is a predicted model, not a curated record.
UAUUCUGACAACUCACUCGUCGAAAACCGCUUGAAAGAGCUGUACAACAACUGGGAAGGAACUAAACUCAGCAAAGCAGAGAUCUCUCACUUCACUUGCUACACAUGGGACCUCUGACUGUAGAGCAGCUUUGAUUGGCCGACAAAAUCAACAAGCGUGAAACGUGUGAAGGCUACCGGCAUAGAUGGCUACAGAGAUGCACGUGUUUGGCCAGUUUCCCAACCAGGAGGAUUUCUGUCUCGUCGUCUGCCAUGUCUGCAACCAAGUGGUCAAACCCCAGGGCAUCCUCACCCACUACGAGCGUCGGCACGGCUCCCCGUGUCCCUCCAGGGUUCCAGUGGUCUCUGUGAAGCCCAAUGUGGCAGUGUCCACCACCCCGGGUCCUGCUCCCCCUCCGCCCUUCAGGGUCCCCAGAGACUACCCCCACUCCCGCUUCAACAAGGCCCCGCUCGCUGUCUACCCUCCCAAGGGUGCCCGCGGCAAGACAUGUGUGUCGUUGCCAGUAGUGAGUCUGGAGAAGAUGCCAUGUCUGGGCCGGGCAGAGGGGGGAACACCCAUCAGAGUCAACUGCUUUUCUUCCACACCCUCCUGCUCCUCUCCCUCCUCCCUCAAACCCUCCCUGACCCCCCCAGCUCCCCUCAGGGGGUCUCAGGAAAAGCUGGUGAACGGUCGCGGCCCCUCCAACCCUUGCUCCACCACACCCCCCUCCUCGGUGGACCGCCGGCCCAGCCCGGCCCGCUCUCCCCUGGACAAACGGCCCUCCUCUACCCCCUCCCCCUCCCCCCUGGACCACCGCAGACCCUCCGCCUCCCCCUCUCCCUCCCCUCGGACCCCGGCACCCACCUCCCCCCUGGACAGGAAACAGCAGAAUGGAACCAAGACCCCCAGGCCUCACAGGAGACUGUCAGGGAGGGUGUUUGACCCUAACAAGCACUGUGGAGUCCAGGAUCCAGAGAGCAAACGGUCCUGCACGCGAUCACUCACCUGCAAGACUCACUCCCUGACCCACCGACGGGCCGUCCCAGGCAGGCGGAAAGAGUUUGAUAUUCUCCUGGCGGAACACAAGGGCCGAGCGAAGGAGAAAGAGAAGGAGGGGGCGAAGGAGUCACAGGGGGGCAGUCAGAGCAUCCCUGCCAACAACACUACCCCCUCCACCCUGCCCCACCACUGCCACAAUGGCAGGACCGUCUCCACACUCAAACUGCGGCUGGCCAAUGCACACAUACCCAAGGUACCUGGUGGUGGUGGUGCUGCUGUCUUAUCCUCUACCCCCGUCCCCCCAGCCUCAACCCAGGACCCCCCAGCCCCUGUCUGGCAGAGGGCAGGAGGGGACGAGAGGGCAGGAGGGGACAGGGACGGUCGUCUGUCCAGUGAUGAGGGCGACCCAGGAACACCAGAGGACCCUGACAGAGACAUAGACGGAGACCGACCAUCCUGCCACUACUCCACUCACCACCCUCGACCACUGGGGUGCUGUACAUUCAGCAGCAGGCUGAUGGGGCGUGGUCACUAUGUGUUUGACCGGCGGUGGGACAAGAUGAGGCUGGCGUUACACUGUAUGGUGGAGAAACAUGUCAACACUCGGAUGUGGAGAAAGGUGCCCCUGGCUGCUGAGAGCCCUCUCUCCCUCGGGAGCCCUCCUAUGAGCACUCCCUCCCCCAGCUCUCUCACCCCUCUUCCCCGCCUCUCCUCCCCCUCCUUUCCUCCCUCCACCAAUGGAGCCUUCUCCCUUGGGUCCCACUCCACAACCUUCCCCCAGGAUGCAUCAGCAGCAGGGUUGUUUGGCAUCAGGGACCCCUCCCAGCCCCUGGCCCCUGUCUCCGCCCUAGGGAAACCCCAUAACGGCACUACCACCAAACCCAUCAGGCCCCCAGGGGCCACUGGUGGCGCAGCCAAGAAGAGGAGGACCACCCUUCCACCUAGUUCUGACACUCUUAGGGGGAACAGCAGCAGCUACCACACUCUGACUCCCACCCCCAUGCUCAGCUCUGGUAGGAGAAAGACCUUAGGACACAGUGCCAGUGAGGUGGGGGUCAGGGCUGAGGACUCGUACUCCAACCCUGACCCAACCACCACCACACCCUACCACCCCAGACCCUUGCCCCCUCCUCCCAGUCCCCAGCCUCCCCCCAGCCCCCUGGCCUACGGAGGAGGGGUGGAGGGGAGAAGGAGGAGGAGCCCCAGUGCAUACGGAGGAGGAGGGAAGCCCAGUAAGAUGGCCAAAGCAGCAGCAGGGCUGGACGGUCUCUUCAGGAGGAACAGCACUGGACUUCUGGCCUCAGGCCCAGAGUCACCUCGACAGUCCAAGAUGCAUCAUAGACAAUAACAGGAGACAUGGACAGAAUGUUGGGCAGCUGCAUGGACUAGUAUCUGUGACCUUUAACCCAAUGUCAUACCACUGGGCCCUGCCCUCUUAACAGUGAUGUCACUCAGCUCUGCACCUGUAUCCAGGAGGGGUUCUGGGACUUGGAGUCAUUGGUGGGUCAGAAUGAUUUGGCUCCUCCUCUCACACUGCCCAUCCCAUAUUAGGAUGUGUGGUUCCUCCCACAACCCCGCCCACACAGAGGUAGUCUCCAUGGUUACAGGGUGAAACACUCAAAUCAAGACACUCAUCAUCACAAACUGCCCUCUGAAAAGGGAACCUGCUUUAGUUUGGCAUCUUUAUCACCGCUCUACAUGCAUUUAGACAUUUAUCAACCAAUCAGUUGGUUUUGUUGUUGUAGCUUCCCGUUCCUGUGUGGUCAGGUGGCCAGGAAGGAAUUCCCAUGUCCAAAAACUUCCUCAGACAGACCUAUCUUGACAGCCCCAGCAGACAUCCCCUCCUCACCACACACCCUUCUCUCCAGCAUGCCUGUGUUCAAAGUGCACUUACUCUCCUCCUGGACUCCAGAGGCUACACAACAACCUGUCUUGUCACACAAGGGAAGACUUUAUACUGACACUUUUUCAUGAAAUGUCUUUCAAAAUAGGAAGAAUUCAGGUUAUCGAGGAUUGUUUUUAUUCUUCGUCUCAAAUGUUGCAACACAGAGAGUGUCAGGACCUACACCCUAAAUGGAAAAACGAUGGUGUUGGAUUUUUUAAUGUAUAAUAAUUUAUAAUUUCUUAAUACAUUUCUUACUGACCAGAGUAGAGCUACAAACGUUGAGCAAAAUUAUAUUUGUAUGUACAUUUUAAAAGUAUUAUUAUUAUCAUAGAGUUAUUGUUGAAAAUGUGUACAUAUAUUGUAUUAUUUUUGUAUUCAUUAUUAAUCUCCCCUUACUAAAGCUAAAGUGUUUUACCCGCUAGGUGACGUGUGCACGUACAGUGCGCUCUUAAUACGAUGUUAGUAUUUGUAAGGGUCCUUUUUGCCUGUGGUUCUCCCUUUUCACACUUCUUCCAAUGUUUCUACCUUUCAACAUAACUUCUUUCUCUUCCAUUGGUCUUUGACAGAUCUGUAUAUCUGCUUGAUUGAUAUGUACAUUACAGAAAUGUACAUAUGGUACUAGCCAACUUCUUUAAUACUGCUGGUUCCACUGCAGUGUGUUCUUCUGUUCUGUCAGUGAUAGACACUACAGUGAUGUAACCGCAUGGGCUGCAUCUCAAUAGUCUAAAGUGUCUUCUCCUCGUCUCCACCUUCAUUUUCAGAUUAGGAAAGAUGGAGGAGGAGUUAAAGCAAUGUGGUGGUUGCCAGCCAGGAAUUUGACUUCCGUCUAGCGAGUCCUUGUGAUAGGAAGUUACUUUAGAUUAUUUAGAUGCAUAUUUCAGAACAGUGAUAGUGCCCCUACUGUUGCAUAGAUAGGGGAGUCUAUUCAGUGGUUGCCUGAAUGUAGAAUAAUACUUUUUAAGAUCCUCUCUUUUGCACUUUUUCUCGUAUGCCCAGAUUGUUAAUCUACUUCUAUUUAUAUAGAUAUUUGCUUCCCACCAAGUAUGAAUUCUGUGGUGUGAAGACACGCACAAUCAAGACAACUUCGUUUUUUUAUUUGUAAUGAAUUUGGAAAAUGUUCUAUCAUUUUCUUUCACUUUGAAAAUGUCAAAGGUUUUGUAGAUCGGUAGGAAAAAAUCUAAUGUAUUCCCUUUUUAAAUUGAAUUGUAAGGCUGCAAAAUGCGAAGACUGUGCAAGGUGUGUGUAGACUUGAACUAGGCAGUGUAUAUAUUUGUAAAGGUGUUUUGUCAACAACAGUAAAUAUGAAGACUAGGCCUGUA